This is a messenger RNA of Mercenaria mercenaria, 6181 nucleotides long. Its product is annotated as phosphorylated adapter RNA export protein-like. The transcript is spliced from 6 exons. The record is from RefSeq and is a predicted model, not a curated record. Gene Ontology annotation, biological process: snRNA export from nucleus. Gene Ontology annotation, cellular component: nucleus. NCBI's taxonomy places the organism in Eukaryota, Metazoa, Mollusca, Bivalvia, Venerida, Veneridae. The coding region runs from base 241 to 1827 and encodes 528 amino acids.
AAAUAUUUUUCACUGGUAGAACUACACUUGAAUACAAAAGGAUAUGAAUUAAAGAUGAUAGAAAAUUCCUUGCAAAAUGUACUUCAGUAAAAGUAUAGAUGUAUAAAAAUGAUAACAGGAUCAUACAUAUUUACAUAUUAUCAUAAUAAAAUGUAAAAGAAAUCGGGAAACGUAAUAGAACUGUUUACAGUUUUUCUACAAAGAUAUCCUGACGGCAUGAUGCGGUGCAUGUGACGUUGCAUGGACAAACUGGAUAUAAUAUUGUUAGUGCAGAAGAAAACAGUAAAACAAGUGACAAUGUCUGCUUCUGAGGACUACAAGAUGAGUGGUGAUAGACCAUCCUACAGAUCUAACAGAGCUGGUACACAGAGCAGUUCAGAAAACAGUGAUGAAGGGGAAGAGGACACGCCUCUGUGGAGACAAAAACAGGAAAAAUACUUCAGGAAACAAAAAGGUAGUCCAAUGGUUCUGUCUUCCAGCCUACCAGAGGUGAGAACAGAUUCUGUAAAUUCUCAAGCUGCACAAAAGAAGAAAAGUAACAACAUAUGGGGCUCUGUACUUACAGAACAGGAUCUCACUCAAACGCUCUCCAAAAGUGCUGCCGUUGAUAAACCAGAUGAAAUUCUAUAUAAUGAGAGAAAUGUAGAGAGUUAUGACUUCACAAAGAAGUAUCAGGACAAAAGACGAGGUUGGGAUUUGGAUGAUUCAGAGGCUCACAGUGCAGACAAUAAAACUGAAAUUCUUGAAUCUAGAAUGAUUACUGAAUCCAGACCUGUAGCGAGUCGGAGUAUAAUUGGCUAUGAAGAUACGUUAGAUAAAUCUAAAGACAGUAGAGAUUUAAGGCAUAAUUUAAGACGACCGAAUAAUAGAAAACGGAAGGCUGAUAGUGGUAAUGACAGACAACAAAGAAGUGGUGUUCAUGAUAGAUUGGGGGUAAAGAAAGUUACAACAACUAGGCUAGGAGAAAUUGAUAUGUCUGUAGAUAUGGAAGAUUCAGAACUAAUAAAAAAAAUAGCAGAAUUUCUUCAUGAACCAAAAGUAGAACUUAUAGAACGGGUAGUUACUCAUCUUGGGAAAGAGGUUGCUAUUAGAAUUGUGCAAGCCACAAAAGAUGUAGAGGAAUCAGGGGGCAUGUAUACGCUGGAUGGGAGCAGACGGCGUACUCCAGGAGGAGUGUACCUCACGCUGAUGAAACAACAGCCAGAGUUCAAUAAAGAUGUGAGGAAACUAAUUUUUGUUGAAGAUGUGGAGGAAAUGCAGAAACAUAGAAAAGAAAAACGAAAAAAAGCAAAAAGGAGAAGGCAGCAAGCUAAGAAGCAGGGCAAUGAUCAAAAGGGCAGUGAAUCCAGGUCAAGGUCAAAUUCACACUCCAGGUCAAGGUCAAAUUCAAAUUCCAGUUCAAAGUCAACACCACACAAAGGAGCCAACGCUGAAGAAGCUAUGGAGGAUGGGGAAGUAAAAGAAGAAACUGAUCAAAAGAAUAAUGAUGCAGCAGUAAAAGAACAUGAUAACAAAAAUAGUGCAAAAACCCGUGACAGAAAAAGUAGAAAAGAUGAAUCGAGUGAUGAGAGUAGCGAUGACUAUGAUGAUGAUAGACAAAAAUCAAACUGGUCAAAACCGUUUAAUUUUGAAGAUGAACUUGCAGCAGCUAAGAAACUGAUCCUUGAAAAAUCAAAGUCCCAAAACAAGGGAGAUAAUGAAAUGAUGGAGGCAGGAAAUGAUGAAGGUCAAGGCCAGGAUAAAGAAAAUUUUUCCGAAAUGGCAGACCUUGAAACUGCUGAAGCGGACGUUGUAGAUAUUGAAAUAGGACUAGAUACUGCAGAGUAAGCAGUGUAAAGAGCGAUCGAGUCAAAAUAACUACAGACUUAAUGGGGCACCCUACAAGUGUACCACAUAACGUCAAAAUGUUUUAAACAGACUCGUCUAUAAAGUUUCAAAUAUUUAUAUAAUUAAUUCAAUAUAUUUGGUAAUUGUUACAUCACAUUUUCACAGCCUAGCCAACACUUAAAGACAGCCUGUUUUACAGACAAAGGUAGCAAUUUUAUUCGCAAAUGCUCUCUUGAACCACUUUUUGUUUUUAUAACUAAGAAAUUGGAAGAACUCAUAUUUUUGUAAAACCUGGAGACCUUCCCCUUUGAACAUGAAUGGUGUAAAUUACUCUUUGUGAAAUUCUGCUGCAGAAUAAAUUGAUGUCUUGAAUUUGGCAUGUUGUUAAGGUUGGGAUAAAUGUUCGUUUAGAUACUCGUUUUGCAAAAGCUUCUGACACAGAGUUUGAGGCAACAGAAUCAGAGUGAAAUUUCAAGGUGUUUGCACAGGUUGAAAUCGAAGACCGUAAUGAAAUUGAUUUGUAUUGACUUUACUGUAAUGAAAUUGAAGUCUUUACAACGCAGUUAGUUCAGUUCUUUAUCUGUUAACUCCAUUGCUGAAGGUAUUACUGAGGUCAUGUCCAACGAAUGUUUUAUAAUGAUAUCUGAAGCAGAUGUACUUUGAAAUUAAAAAGAGCUCAAGAUUUGAUAUGUCCUUUCGAAAACCUGGUGGGGCCUUAACCUUUACUCUGAUAAAUUCCUAAAAUGGACUUGUCUAUCAUUCAACUUCAGCAGUACCACUUACCCGGUAUUAUUCAAAGGGAUUUUCACUGAAAAUUAACUGACUAAAUAGCGAACAGUGCAGACCAUGGUCAUCCUGCACAGAUGUGCAGCCUGAACUUGGUCUGCACUGUCCGCAAAGUCAAAACCACUUGCCACCAGCAGGCUGAAGGUUUAUGAUUGUUAAGGUUGCCAACGUUGAAAUCACUUGCCCACGUGGCUGUGGGUUCAAAAACAAAAAGCAUGCUUAAGGUGUAAAAUUCAUGUGAGGAAUCCAUCCAGCUGGCUUGUGUAAGGUUUGUGCUUCUACUGUGAUGCCUGCCCAUGCCUAAGAUAAUGCUUUUAGGGGUACCAGGGUAAAGUACUCUGUUUUCCAUUCAAAAUUGAAAAGUGCCACUGGGUACUGAAGGUAAACUGCCUAAAUUAUAGUUUUAUAUAAAAAUUGUUAAGAACUGUAUGAACUCCUUCUUGGUGUACUGGUCAAGUUUGUAGGAUAGUUUUUAUUAGCUCGACUUUUCGAAGAAAAAGUAGAGCUAUUGCACUCGCCCCGGCGUCGGCAUUGCCGUUGGUUAAAGUUUUUGAUAAAGUCAAAUAUCUCUGUUACUAUCAAAGCUAUUGACUUGAAACUUAAAAUACUUAUUUACUAUCAAAGUCUACACCAGGAGCAAUCUGACUAAAGUACAUCUCCUAUUACGCUACGCAUAGGAUCUGAGAACGACCUAUUCAUUGCCUCGUUCUGACGACCCUUUCGCUAGCCAAUCAGAGCCUAACUUACAACAUCUUGCAAAUCUACAUGUAGCCUUGACUUUUGAUAUUUACAAUUCUUAUGCCGUAAUGUAUCAGAUAGCUGCCUAGCUCAGUCGGUAGGCCACUUGCUUUGUAAGCGAGCCCUGGAAUGAUUGCACAUUUUUCUUACCCUUUGACAUUCGAACAAGUCGUCUGAUUGGAUAAAAUAAAAAUAGCAAUACUGGAAAUCCAAAAUCUACAGAAGACGAAUGUGAAUGGGUCGUUCUCAGAUCUUCGUUUAGAAGUUCAAGUACUUUAGUCAGAUUGCACCAGGAGAAACAAUCCCCAUGAUUCUGAUUGAAUUUUGACAGAAUUAUGCCCCUUUUUAACUUAGAAUUUUUGGUUAAAGUUUUUGAUAAAGUCAAAUAUCGCUGUAACUAUCCAAACAUUUGACUUGAAACUUAAAAUACUUAUUCACCAUCAAAGUUUACACCAGGAGAAACAAUCCCCAUAACUCUGAUUUGAAUUUUGACAGAAUUAUGCCCCGUUUUAACUUAGAAUUUUUUGUUAAAAUUUUUGAUAAAGUCAGUUAUCUCUGUUACUAUUAAAGCUUUUGACUUGAAACUCAAAAUAGUUAUUUACUAUCAAAGUCUACACCAGGAGACACAAAUCCCAUAACUCUGAUUUGAAUUUUGACAGAGUUUUGUCCCUUUUUAUCUUGGAUUUUUUUUUACUGGCAAAGCUGUAAUUCAGAGUCAAGCACCGAGAAAAGUCGAGCACGCUGUCUUGCGGACAGCUCUUGUUUCUGAGGCAAUUUGACUUUGACUUGAUUUGACCUGAUUACCAUAGCUUGUAAUAAAAAAAUGGUUGACAAUGUCAAAUGAAAUACAGUUGAAACUCGGUAUUUCAAACUUGCAUAUCUCAAAAUUCCGGCUUUCUUGAAGACAUUUUCAAGUCUCGUUCCAAAAACGCACACAAAAUAUCAAGUUGAAUAUCGGUUAUCUCCAAGUUAAACUCUUGAUCCCUCGGAAUUAGAGAUACGGAGUUCUAACUGUAUAACAGUUCUUUUAAUAAGCAUGUAGCCAUUUUGGAUGGUUUUCUGUUGUACUUAUAUAUAUAUUGGAGCACAUUAUCAUUAGGUUAUGUCAUUGAAGGCAGUUAUAUAAUUUUUAGCUCGACUAUUCGAAGAAUAGCUAUUCUACUCACCCUGGCAUCGGCGUCAGCGUCAGCGUCGGCGUCACACCUUGGUUAAGUUUUUGCAUGCAAGUACAUACAGCCAUCAAUUAAAGGCAUAUAGCUUUGAAACUUAUUUUUUCUUUUUCUAGGUCAAUUACCAACCUCUCUGGGUCAAGUCCCAUAACUCUGACAUGUAUUUUGAGCAAAUUAUGCCCCCUUUUGGACUUAGAAAAUUUUGGUUAAAGUUUUACAUGCAAGUUACUAUCUCCAAAACUAAUGCAGAUAUUGAUUUGAAACUUCACAUGUGUCUUCGGGGUUAUAAAACUAGUUGAUAGCAGCAAGUCCCAUAACUCUGACUUUCAUUUUGGCCAAAUUAUGCCCCCUUUUGGACUUAGAAAAUUCUGGUUAAAGUUUUGCGUGCAAGUACAUACAGCUAUUUCUAAAAGGCAUAUAGAUUUGAAACUUAUUUUUUCUUUUUCUAGAUCAAUUACCAACCUCACUGGGUCAAGACCCAUAACUCUGACAUGUAUUUUGAGCAAAUUAUGCCCCCUUUUAGACUUAGAAAAUUUUGGUUAAAGUUUUACAUGCAAGUUAGUAUCUCCAAAACUAAUGCAGAUAUUGAUUUGAAACUUCACAUGUGUCUUCGGGGUUAUAAAACUAGUUGAUAGCAGCAAGUCCCAUAACUCUGACCUUCAUUUUGGCCAAAUUAUGCCCCCUUUUGGACUUAGAAAAUUCUGGUUAAAGUUUUGCGUGCAAGUACAUAUAGCUAUUUCUAAAAGGCAUAUAGAUUUGAAACUUAUUUUUUCUUUUUCUAGAUCAAUUACCAACCUCAUUGGGUCAAGUUCCAUAACUCUGACAUGUUUUUUGAGCAAAUUAUGCCCCCUUUUGGACUUAGAAAAUUUUGGUUAAAGUUUUACAUGCAAGUUAUUAUCUCCAAAACUAAUGCAGAUAUUGAUUUGAAACUUCACAUGUGUCUUCGGGGUUAUAAAACUAGUUGAUAGCAGCAAGUCCCAUAACUCUGACCUUCAUUUUGGCCAAAUUAUGCCCCCUUUUGGACUUAGCAAAUUCUGGUUAAAGUUUUGAGUGCAAGUACAUACAGCUAUUACUAAAAGGCAUAUAUUUGAAACUUACUUUUUCUUUUUCUAGAUCAAUUACUAACAGCACUGGAUCAAGUUCCAUAACUCUGGCAUGUAUUUUGGGCAAAUUAUGCCCCCUUUUGGACUUUGAAAAUUCUGGUUAAAGUUUUACAUGCGAGUUUCUAUCUCCAAAACUAAUGCAGAUAUUGAAUUGAAACUUCACAUGUGCCUUAGGGGUUAUAAAACUAGUUGAUAGCAGCAAGUCCCAUAACUGAUAUGCAUUUUGGUCAAAUUAUUCCCCCUUUUGAACUUAAAACUCUUUUGAUAUUUAACCUUUUUAGGUAAUAUUUUCCUGCCUCUGGGACAAUAUUUCGAAUAGUCGAGCUUGGCUGUCUUACGGACAGCUCUUGUUUAUUUUAAAUAUUACAGGGGACGCUUUUGUCAUUUUUCAAUGAAAUUCUUUUUUUUUUAAAUUCGACAUAGAAUUCUGUUUCUUGGAUGUUUUGUUUUGUGGUAUGAGCUGUUCAGAACCAUUAUUGGACGUAGAUAGUCUGUUAUGUUCUUUGUUUCUUUUUCAUAUUCUUUGAAAGGUAAAGUAAAUAAAAAAAAAAAGAUGUU